Messenger RNA from Apodemus sylvaticus (European woodmouse), 6791 nucleotides. It is a transcript of the gene Cpsf6, whose product is annotated as cleavage and polyadenylation specific factor 6. The record is from RefSeq and is a predicted model, not a curated record. Gene Ontology annotation, cellular component: mRNA cleavage and polyadenylation specificity factor complex. Gene Ontology annotation, molecular function: mRNA binding. The coding region runs from base 85 to 1854 and encodes 589 amino acids. The transcript has 11 exons. NCBI's taxonomy places the organism in Eukaryota, Metazoa, Chordata, Mammalia, Rodentia, Muridae. Gene Ontology annotation, biological process: mRNA alternative polyadenylation.
CCCACCGCUAGAUCCGCUGCUGCUGCCUCGGCGGGCCGACCUGCAGGAGGCGGCGGCGGCGGCGGCGGCCGAGGCCGAGGGAAGAUGGCGGACGGUGUGGACCACAUAGACAUUUACGCGGAUGUGGGCGAAGAGUUCAACCAGGAGGCGGAAUAUGGUGGGCAUGAUCAGAUAGAUUUGUAUGAUGAUGUCAUCUCUCCAUCUGCAAAUAAUGGCGAUGCCCCAGAAGAUCGCGACUACAUGGACACUCUUCCACCAACUGUUGGUGAUGAUGUGGGUAAAGGAGCAGCACCAAACGUUGUCUACACUUACACUGGAAAGAGAAUUGCAUUGUAUAUUGGAAAUCUAACAUGGUGGACAACAGAUGAGGACCUAACUGAAGCAGUUCAUUCUUUGGGAGUAAAUGAUAUUUUGGAGAUAAAAUUUUUUGAAAAUCGGGCAAAUGGACAAUCAAAGGGAUUUGCUCUUGUUGGUGUUGGAUCUGAAGCAUCUUCCAAAAAGUUAAUGGAUCUUUUGCCUAAAAGAGAACUUCAUGGUCAGAAUCCUGUUGUAACUCCAUGCAAUAAACAGUUCCUGAGUCAGUUUGAAAUGCAAUCCAGGAAAACCACACAGUCAGGACAGAUGUCUGGGGAAGGGAAAGCUGGUCCUCCAGGAGGCAGUUCACGCGCAGCGUUUCCACAAGGCGCUAGAGGACGGGGCCGCUUUCCAGGGGCUGUUCCUGGUGGGGACAGAUUUCCUGGGCCAGCAGGACCAGGAGGGCCACCUCCACCUUUCCCAGGAAAUUUGAUCAAGCAUCUUGUUAAAGGAACUCGGCCUUUGUUCCUGGAAACUAGGAUUCCAUGGCAUUUGGGGCACAGCAUAGAGGAAAUACCCAUUUUUGGCCUAAAAGCUGGACAAACUCCACCACGUCCACCUUUAGGCCCACCUGGCCCACCUGGCCCACCAGGUCCUCCACCUCCUGGUCAGGUUCUGCCGCCUCCUCUCGCAGGACCUCCUAAUCGAGGAGACCGCCCUCCACCACCAGUUCUUUUUCCUGGACAACCUUUUGGGCAGCCUCCGCUGGGUCCACUUCCUCCUGGGCCUCCACCUCCAGUUCCAGGCUACGGCCCCCCUCCAGGUCCACCGCCUCCACAGCAGGGACCACCUCCACCGCCAGGCCCCUUUCCACCUCGGCCACCAGGUCCACUAGGGCCUCCCCUUACACUCGCUCCUCCUCCACAUCUUCCGGGACCACCUCCAGGUGCCCCGCCACCAGCUCCACAUGUGAAUCCUGCUUUUUUUCCUCCACCAACUAAUAGUGGCAUGCCAACAUCAGAUAGUCGAGGUCCUCCACCAACAGACCCAUAUGGCCGACCUCCCCCAUAUGAUAGGGGUGAUUAUGGUCCACCUGGGAGGGAAAUGGAUACUGCAAGAACACCUCUAAGUGAAGCUGAGUUUGAAGAAAUCAUGAAUAGAAAUCGGGCAAUCUCAAGCAGUGCUAUUUCAAGAGCUGUGUCUGACGCUAGUGCUGGUGAUUAUGGGAGUGCUAUUGAAACAUUAGUAACAGCAAUUUCUUUAAUUAAACAGUCCAAAGUAUCUGCAGAUGACCGUUGCAAAGUUCUUAUUAGCUCUUUGCAAGAUUGCCUUCAUGGAAUUGAGUCCAAGUCCUAUGGGUCUGGAUCAAGAAGACGUGAACGAUCAAGAGAAAGGGACCAUAGUAGAUCACGGGAAAAGAGUCGGCGUCAUAAAUCUCGGAGUAGAGAUCGCCAUGAUGAUUAUUACAGAGAGAGAAGCAGAGAGCGUGAGAGACACCGGGACCGCGACCGGGACCGGGACCGGGAGCGCGACCGAGAGCGCGAGUACCGUCAUCGUUAGAAGUAAAUAUACCUACAUUUUAAGUGGUCCAAGUACUUGUUCUGAUUUAAUCUUCUGGAAACAUCUGAAAACAGGUAAGCCAUCACAGGUAAAAACUUUUGACCUUUUCCCCCUUGACUGUUGUGUUCAUGAGUUAUCCGUGAUUUAGGUUCUUAAAGCAAGAAAAAUAAUCAAGAGGACUCAUUAUGUACUUCUAAAAUUUGAAAAUUGGGAUUCUUGUAAUCACAUACAUUGUUUGCAUGUGAUUUUAAACUAUUUAUAAAAUAUUUAUGUGCUUGGAUUUCUAAAAAUAAAACUUUUAUUCUUCCUUCCUAGAAUUUUUGUCCCUGAAACUUUUAAAGAAAAUCUAAUACUAUAAUAGGUUAUAAUACAAAAAGAUGUUUUUCAGCAGUGAGAUUUUUUUUCCCUUUUAAAAAUUGCUUUUUAGACUAGAAUUGCUAGCAUUUGAUUUUAUUUUUGGACGAACACUAUCUUUUUAAUUUGCAAAGAAGGCAUUAAGUUGGUUUAGUGUUCAUGUCUAAGAACUUAAAAUUGUGCCAAGCCAUACAUCCCAAGUUAGAAAUACUUGGAAAUAAUUUCUUUGAUGUUUCAUUCAUAAGCCAUAAUCAUUGUCUUUUUUUCCUGUAUUUUAAUAUUUUCUUGUGUACAUUUUUCAUAAAUUAGAAUGAGUUGUCUGUUUAUGCUUCAUUUUUACAUGUAAUUUUAUUUUAUAUUUGUGAACAGUGUUUACUCAUGAAGAGUGGGGACAACACUGUGAAUCUUUUGAAUGUGGCAGGUUAUCAAUUCUGUAAACACCUUCGCUCCAUAGAUGAGUUAAAGUAGACUUAACAAAUCCGUUAUAAGUAUACUUACAAGUAAAUAUUUUACAGAAACUUACUGAAAAUCCAUUCAGAAAAUUGUUAAUAUUGUAAUUGGCUUUAUUGUGUAUGUAAUUUUGUGACUAGCAGUUUCUUUAAUCAUCACACACAUGCAGACUCACCCACAUGAUCCCUUUUGAAAAAGAAAAAAAUGUGAAGUAAUUUUUAUGAAAUACAAGUUUCAUAACAGUUUUUGAAGUAAGGAAGUCGAUUUUAAUACUUUGUCUCACAUUUUGAAUAUUAAAACCCUUUUUACUAGUUAUAUUACACCAAAUUUUAAUUCUCAAAAUAUUUCUCUUUUAGUUUUAAAAUUAUAAAAUUGGUACUGUUUGGAUAUAAAAAUUGGAUGUUGUAUCAUAUAAAUCUAAACUAAAUUUUAAAUAGUUUUUUUAUUCAUAGUAAAAAUCCCUGAAUGUACAUUGGGAUAUAAUUAUUACUUGAAAUGUCUAAUUAUCUAUUUUGAUAAGGUAUCAACUUUACAAGUUGUACUUUUGUUUGUUUGUUUAUUAUAUAGUUACCAAAGAGAUUUUAGUGAAGUUGGCUACAUUUUCAGUAAUUCAGUUUGUCCAUCAGGGGCCGCUAAACUAGUUCAUGUGUAGCCUUAAUUAGCAGGUGCUUUUACAGGUCUUCAUAAAAUUAAUCCAGUAAACCAAGUAUGCUUUGUUAACUUUACAUACUUAGAAUUUAUACUCCAGUCAAGAGUAAUCACCUAAAAUAUCAUUUUGAGUUCCAUGUCAUUCAGACGUUAACUACCGUUUCUUGGUAUGCAGUUAUUUUUGCAAUCAGUGAUGUACCAUUCCCCAAAUCCCAUGUUUUGUUUGUACAUUAAUCAGAAUUUAGUUGUAAUAUUGUUAUGUGCCUUCAUCCAAGCAAAAUUUUACAAAAGCUUUUAUAGUAGGGGGAAAAAAAAAGAAUAUGUUUCCCUGGAUUAUUGUACCUUUGCUUAUACCAAACGAUAUUCAUUGUGGAAGCAGAUUGAGUAAGGGGUUGCGGGUGGGCUUAAAUGCAUAUUCAAGUGCAAACCUAUUUGCAAAUUUUAUUAUUAUAAGGUCUGUUGACCUCUUUAGAAGUUUUAAAAUAUGAGUCCUUUUGAACAUCCUUGUAAAUUUUAAAUGGAAUAAAUGGAAUAAGAAGUAUUUCACCAAUAAAGUAAAUGUCAGUCUCUGUAUAAGUCAACACUGUAAUAUGCUGUCCAGUGAAGAUGGCGGUGAGACAGGUUUGGGAAGGGCGAUGUUGACAGCUGUUAAUGUCUGUCCCAUCCUAAGUUUUUUUGUGUUUAAACUGUUGAGUAAUGUUAAUUGCAUUCUCAUUUGAAAAUGUAUUAUUUUUCUAAAAGUUUUCCAUAUCUGAGUUCAAAUAGGUAAUAAUACUUUAAUGAGAAAAAUAACAGCUUUGUAAAUUUCAGUGUAUAAAUGCAUUGUGCUUCAUAUUCUGUAAUUUUUCCUCUAUUCUCAGACCACUCUGAGCAAAAUAAAAGGUGUAAGGUUUGUUCUCACAGGAAUAAUGUUACUGUGCAGUUGCCGCUGUCCUCUUUUCCUUGUUUUGUUGCUCUGACUUGUUUAGAGUAGCCCUACUCAGCAGUGUAUGGUAACUGAGGUCUCUGUCCUGAAAAAACAGAUGGAAGCAAAUUCUUUUUCUAGAUGCUUUUUAUUGAGGCUUUUCUUCCUAAUUUAUGAGAUUCUCAUGCUCUCAAAUGAUUACCUUUUUACCCCUAAGUACUGUGUUUGGAAUCUGGGUUUUAUAACUGUUAAGCAUAUGGCUGUGUGAUUACUUCUGGCAUAAAUGUCAUGAACUUGGAUUUAAUUACUGCACAGGAUUUAUACUGCUUUGUGUUUUUUAUCCAGAUUAUUAUAGCUUGUGUUAAUUUGGGGAAAAGCCCAAAGGAACUAAUUUCUUUUAUAUUAAGAUGUUCCAUCUCGUUAGGAGUGUUAUGUUGAGGUUUCUGUGAAAAUUAAAUUCUUUUUCAUUGCCUGGUGAAUGAUAACUGACUGUUAACGAGAUUUCAGAAUUACUUCUCUAAGUCUUAGACGACGUGUUGUUACCUGCCUAGUUUUCCCAGUGUUAUUUGCUUGUGUUUUUCCAUUUAUCUCAACUGCUCCACUUCAUCUUGCUGUGCUGGCUCUCAUUUCUUUUCUGAUUUCUCAUAUUUUUAGUAUGUGUAAAAUCUGACUGUCCACUGUUUUAUUUGAAGUGACAAGAGAGGGUAGAGAGUGGCCCCUUGGAUGAUGUAGAGUGUGUUUUGCUCACCGUGGUUUAAGAAUAUAGUUUUGUUUAUAAAUAAUUGAUGUUCUCUGUCUUAAAGAAAAGUUCAGUGCCAAUGUGAGUCACCUGAUCCCUCACCUUCAUCUCAGUGUGAUAUUUUUGCCAUUGUUUAGUUUGUAUCUUGGAUUGUUUUGAAUACAUAAUGUUUUAAAUGAAUUCAGUUAGCAUUGUUUAAAGAAAACCUACUAACCAGAAAGAGAAGAGUGACAUUCAUGUUCUGUAAAUUUAUACUUUUGCAUUCUGUAGUUAGCAAGUUCUAACUCUUGACAGUGUGUAAAUUUUAAAUAACAACCAGCUUAUUUUGAAAUGUCCGUAUUUUUUGAGUUUACUUUCUUUGGUACAAGGUUUUUUUCAUUUUCUUUUUUGUAAUGCAGUUUACUUCUGUGUAGUCAAUUGCAUAGAACACUUCAUUGUGUAUUUUGUACAGUAAAAUAAUUGAUAAUAAUUAAUAAAUAAUAAAAUGAUUUAGUUGAAGUGGGGUAAGUAUGAUGUUCAGAGAAAAACAGCAGAAUAUAAACUCAGUAGCUAUGAGCUUUUUGUGAACAUCAGUAAUAAAUGGAACUGUUUUUUAUGUACUGUGUUCUAGUCAAUAGAUGAAGGAACUCAGGAAGAGUUAAUAUGUUUAGAUGCUUCUGUUGCCUACCUCAUCCUCAUUCCCCAUUAAGGAGAAAUUUUCAGAUAUAGAAGGGUAGAUUUUAUUAAUUUAAAAACAUUGCAUUUCUAAAAUUAUGUGAGGGUCCUUUUCAGCACAUUAAUAUGAAAACCUGUAAGAGCUGGGUGUGAUAGUGUAUACCUGUGACCUUAAUACCUAAAGAGACUCAUGUAGGAGGAUGCUUGUGAGCUCCAGGCCAGCCUGGUUUAUAUGUGGAGUUUCAUGCUACCUGGCUUCUGCUCUAAAACCAUGUUUCGGAAGUAAGAACAAACACUCAAUAUAAAAACCUAUGAGAUUCUUAUCAAAUAAGUAUUCAAAUGUUUUACUUAAAAGGUUAGUUUACCAUGAGUUUUAAAAUACAAACAAUACCAAGAUUGCAUAUAUAAUUAAACACUCAAUUCAUAACUGUUUGUUAGUAUAUUAUCUCUAAAUGUAGGCAUUUCAAUCUUUUGAAACUUUACUGCUUGCUUUAGCUUGCAGAUUUUCAGGCUAGUUUCAUUGUGUUAGUUCAUUACAGCUGUUUACAUAGGUUCCUUUUCAUAGCUGACAGGUAAAGCAAGUAACUGUGACAUACAGAUUUGACCAAAUGCGAUUUUGAACAUAAGGGCAUUGAAUGUACUUGUUACUUUUAAGACUUUUGGAAUCUUUGUUUAUGUGGAUGUCUACUUAGACGUUUGAGUCUAUAAUAUGGAAUUGGAUUAUUGGAAAUGGGUUGUAUUGACUUCAAAUUUUGCUUCCAUUUGAGAUUGUAAAAUUUGUGUUUAUGUAAAGUGUUUAGAACUAGAAAUAAAAGUUUCUAAACUAUUCCCUAAAUUUUAUGUCUGUAUGGUAAAAUUCGAAGAUUUAUCAAUUAGUAAAUUCCUAUCUAUAACAUAAUGAAGCAAAAGAUGAGUACAUUGGUUCUGUGUAAACGUGUUUUAUGACCUCACAAACAGGAUUUCCUGUAUAUAAGUAGUAAGUUUCCAUUGGGGUCAUGGUAAUAUACACCCUAUGGCUUUUUGAAAGAUUGAUUUUUUUUUUUUAAUUUUUCCGUACUGUGACUUUAAGUAAUUUUUCUCUCAGUAACUUGUUCUUCAUUUUUUAUAACACAGUAGGGGAGAUAGCAUUUCUUUUCUAGUAGGAUUUAUGAAUUUUCCACAAUUUUUUUUUUUUUUUUUUUUUUUUUU